UUCGGAAACAUUGUUGGAGCUCAAGACCUGCGCAUAAAGGCCUUAAAAGCCGCGCCCCAACUUGAGGCCGCGAGACCAGAUUAGUACUGUCAUUGGAUUUGCCAUGUGAACAUUGCCUGGACAAGCAAGAAUAGAAACCUCGAAUACUACCAGACUACAUCAGCACUGGACAUCAACCGGAAAGUAUACCGCUUCCGACGAUUCAGUUUCUCACUCUGAAUUAGAGACGUCAUGGCCUCCCUCUUGCAGUCCCAUUUGGAGCAAAUCUCCCUAUGUGCGACCUCAAUAUCAGAACUCCCUUUCCCGGGACCAAACAUCUUUACGAAUGCUUUGCUCUCACAACACGAUAUCACGAGUCUUAUUCGCGAUACAGAAGCCCACGAGCGUGCACUCUUCCAUCUAGCACCGCCUCCUCUUUCUGGAAACCCUGGCGCCACCGAUUUCGCUAGCGGCCCAACCCAUGAUGCAAUUGCUGCCUCAACCAAGACACCUGCCAAGAGGAGAGCGACAGUCUAUGCAUCUAGACAGCCCAAGUCAAAAGCAGUCGCUGCAGUCCUUGGUGGCGACUUGUACAACCGGACCCGGCAGGAGAGCACGAAUGCCAGAAUCAAAGGAGAAAUGGAUGUCGAAGUGUUGCUUGAGGGGGCAGAGAGACUGCUAGCUGUGUAUUCUAUUCCUGGAACGGCAGAUCGUAUUGCACAGCUGAGGCGACGGUAUGGACAAUUGACGGCAAACAUACGGCAUUAUGAGGCGAAGGUGUUGCAGCAAGCAGAGGAGUUGGCAAAGACAAGCAGAAGCUACUCACAAGAUGCGGACGACGAUCCGAUGGCCGAUAUUGACGAGGACGCUGCUUCGAACAUCACGCCUGUGACGAAGGAGGAACUAGAAGCGGAGGAGGCGGAAAUUCGAGAGCUGGAGCGCAAGAAGAGAGCUCUUGAGGAGAGAGUGACUGGUAUGGAGAGAGAUCUGGGUGGUCUGAUGCGAUGAUCGUCCCCCCUUAAUGUUUCGAUUCCCACAGGACGGCCUAUGGAGCAGCCCAGCACCUGCAAGCGGGUCUUGUGGUUUUGUGAAGGAUUCCAAUCUGCAUGAACCCAUUUUGAGUGACCACGACUGAAGCUUUGUGCGCCGUGGAUGAUGCACAGGUGUUAGUUUUGCCUCCUUUGUGGCAAUCAAUCAGAAUUCUGGAGACACUG
Molecule: messenger RNA, 1193 nt
Organism: Pseudocercospora fijiensis CIRAD86
Lineage: Eukaryota; Fungi; Ascomycota; Dothideomycetes; Mycosphaerellales; Mycosphaerellaceae
Exons: 1
Coding region: 232-987 (251 amino acids)
Biological process (GO): attachment of spindle microtubules to kinetochore
Cellular component (GO): DASH complex; spindle microtubule
Source: RefSeq, a predicted model, not a curated record